Messenger RNA from Drosophila serrata, 970 nucleotides. It is a transcript of the gene DCTN3-p24, whose product is annotated as Dynactin 3, p24 subunit. Gene Ontology annotation, biological process: cytoskeleton-dependent cytokinesis. Lineage: Eukaryota; Metazoa; Arthropoda; Insecta; Diptera; Drosophilidae. The record is from RefSeq and is a predicted model, not a curated record. Gene Ontology annotation, cellular component: dynactin complex.
CACUGCGCCUGACAUCAUUCCAAAAGAAAAAAAAAAAGAAAACAAAACAAAGAUAAGUUCUGCUAAUAUGGAAGCCCUAGACAUCCUGGAGAAGCGCAUCGAUGCCCUGACGCGAGUCCUGGGUCCCCUGCCCGAUGCGCCAGAGUCGGGCGAGGGCGUGGUGGACGCACUGUGCUCAGCACACGCACUUCUGGGCGAAGCCACCACGGGAAGUGUUCCUCUGCAGCAGUGCGUGAAGCGAGCUCCCGAACUGGAGAAAUACCUGGAUCCCAACUUCCUGGAGGAGCAGCAGCAGGUACGAUCCAAGGAGGUCUACCUGCAUGCCGUGGCUCCCGAGCUGAGCACCCAGGCCGAGCAACUGGAGAGGAUAAAGCAACUGGAGCCGGCCCUGGGAGCGGAGUACUUCCGCAGCAUUCCCAGCGAGUGUCUGGAUCAGUUGAAGCAAAUCACUCAGAACAACGGCGAGUAUGCACAGCAAAGUGAGCUCAUAGAGGAAAGUCUUGUGUUGGCUAUGAAGCGGUAUGGUGAGAUUCAGGCGGGGUUACUAAGUUCUCUGGACGCGAUGAGCGAGAGACUGGACCAGGUGGAGCAGCGGAUGGAGGAGAAGAAGCGGGCGGAGCUUAACAAGGAUGUGCCGCCCAAGGAUUAAGUGCGUUCGCCUAGAGACUGCUGAAAGUAUUUUGUACACUCAUGUUUUCCCAGACAUACCAAGUCGAAUUUGGUCUUAGAUAUUGCUAAAAAUUUCUCUAUCUUGAAUACGCUUUCCAUUAAUUAAAUAUAGUAUUUAGUUAAAUAGAAAGCUGAGAUUUGAGCAAUUCUAGACCCAAUUCGAUUGGAAUCAACAGGGAAUAUUAGAAAUUCUAACCACUCUUUGUUAUAACGAAUAGUGGUUUCUGAUGCUAUUUCAUUUGUAAGUUUCCUUUUUAAACAUUAUUUAACGCUAGCACAAUAAAAUACUAUCAAAUUAUAA